GCCGGAAGCUGAGGAGCGGAUCGGGGCGGGGCUAGCUCACUUGAGGGGAAAAGCCCAGGAAUGGCGGACGGGUGGCGGCUGAGCUGGUGCUGCAAUUCUGAAGCCAUAUGAGGGAUUAAGGAUGAGUCAUUCUGGGCACAGCAGUCCUGUACAGUAGGCUUCACCUACGGUGUGGAGAUCACUUAUACGGAAAGAGACUCCAAUAUGGCUUUUUCCUUGGCUUUUGAAAGCUGGUGAUUUCAUCAUACAGGAAAGUACAACUUGGAAGAAAAUCCCCGUUGAAUCUACUUUCAGAGCGCGACUUGAAGCUGGUCCACCAUGCCAUUAGUAACGAGAAACAUCGAGCCAAGGCACCUGUGCCGUCAAACACUGCCCAGUGUUCGCAGUGAGCUGGAAUGUGUGACCAACAUCACUCUGGCAAAUGUCAUUCGACAGCUGGGCAGCCUGAGCAAGUUUGCAGAGGACAUAUUUGGAGAGCUUUUUAUUCAGGCAAAUACUUUUGGCUUUCGGGUGACCUCCCUCGCCGAGAGAGUUGAUCGCCUUCAGGUCAAAGUCACUCAGUUGGAUCCCAAAGAAGAAGAAGUAUCCCUGCAAGGCAUCAACACCAGGAAAGCCUUCAAAAGCUCCACAAUUCAGGACCAAAAACUCUUUGACAGAGACUCUCUCCCUGUGCCUGUGCUUGAAACAUACAGCAUUUGUAAUAUGCCACCACCUCUUAACAUCCUCUCCUCCUACAGGGAUGAUGGCAAAGAAGCACUUAAAUUCUACACAGAUCCAUCAUAUUUCUUUGAUCUCUGGAAGGAGAAGAUGCUGCAGGAUACAAAGGAUAUAAUGAAAGAGAAGCGGAAGCAUAGGAAAGAAAAGAAGGAUAAUCCAAAUAGAGGAAAUGUUAAUCCUCGAAAAAUCAAAAGUCGGAAGGAAGAAUGGGAAAAAAUGAAAAUGGGACAAGAGUUUGUCGAGCCAAGGGAAAAAUCUGGCAUAGGAGGGUAUCCAUCUAAUAUGGUGUAUCAGAAUGGUAGCAUUGGCUCCAAUGAAAGCUUUGAUUCCAGCUACUACCCUCCUCCUCCUCAGCCAGAUUCAGGUUCGCCAUCACCUCCUGCCUUCACAGAUGACAGCCUUCCACCACCACCAAUGGAGUUCACCUACCCAGCACACAACCAAAGCAAUUCUGGGGGGCUGAGAAAGCCCAGCCUCGUCAGCCCAAGCCACCCGCCACCGGCCCCACCAGUGGGCUCACCCCAAGGGGCCAGGCCAGGCUUUGCGCCGCCUCCUGCGCCACCGCCACCCCCGCCCAUGGCCGGCGUCCCCCCACCUCCUCCGCUCGCCGGCUUUCAAAAUGCAGGCAUCCCACCGCCGCCCUCUCCGCCCUCUUUCCCGCCUCACCCAGAUUUUGCGGCCCCUCCGCCACCACCGCCUCCAGUCGUAGAGUAUGCCAUCGUCCCUCCGCCCCAGUUGCCCCAGCAGGCCGGCAAUGCGCCUCCCCCUCCCCCGCCCCCACCCCCUCCUGGCCCCCCUCCUUCAUCCUUUGGUGGCAUGGAUGGCUCACAAGCCCCUCUCCCACCAUCGGAUUCCGUGGCCUCCAAGCCCAAAUCCUCACUGCCUGCUGUUAGUGAGGCCAGGAGUGACUUGCUUUCUGCUAUUCGUCAAGGAUUCCAGCUUCGCAAAGUCGAGGAGCAGCGCGAACAAGAGAAGCGGGACGUCGUGGGCAAUGACGUGGCCACCAUCCUUUCGCGCCGCAUUGCAGUGGAAUACAGCGAUUCGGAGGAUGAUUCUUCAGAGUUUGACGAGGACGAGUGGUCUGAUUAAAUCCCCACCUGCCGUUCAGGCUUUUUUGGGAGGCAGAAAUUCACAUAACUUCCAGAUAGCCCCCCCCCCCCCCC
Messenger RNA from Anolis carolinensis (green anole), 1880 nucleotides. RefSeq names its product WASP family member 2 (gene wasf2). The record is from RefSeq and is a predicted model, not a curated record. Lineage: Eukaryota; Metazoa; Chordata; Lepidosauria; Squamata; Anolidae. The coding region runs from base 319 to 1806 and encodes 495 amino acids. Gene Ontology annotation, molecular function: protein kinase A regulatory subunit binding; actin binding; Arp2/3 complex binding. The transcript has 10 exons. Gene Ontology annotation, cellular component: lamellipodium; cytoskeleton; SCAR complex. Gene Ontology annotation, biological process: positive regulation of Arp2/3 complex-mediated actin nucleation; actin cytoskeleton organization.